AUGCACAGCGCUCGCCGCAGCUGGGCGCAGCUUAGCGCUGGCGCGCCCGCAGCCCGAUCCCUCGGGACGGUGGGCGCACCGCAGCCGGCCAGCUUCGAGGCGCUCGACAUCUCGGGCGUCCUGGACCGCUUUGAGCUAGUGCGGACCGAGCGUGUGCCCGAGCGAGGCCUGACGGCGACGCUCUACCGCCACAAGGCGACCUCGGCGGAGGUGCUCUCCAUCGACGCCCCGGACGAGAACAAGGUCUUCUCUUGCAACUUCCGGACGCUCCCAAAGGACGACACGGGCGUGCCUCACAUCCUCGAGCACUCGGUGCUGUGCGGCUCGCGGCGCUACCCGCUGAAGGAGCCCUUCGUCGAGCUCCUCAAGGGCUCGCUCAAGACCUUUCUGAACGCGAUGACCGGCCCGGACCGGACAAUGUACCCGGUCGCCAGCCAGAACAAGCAGGACUUUUUCAACCUCGUCUCCGUGUAUCUCGACGCGUGCCUCUUCCCGCGCGUGCUUGACCCGGUCGAGGGGCCGAGGAUCCUCAAGCAGGAGGGGUGGCACUACGACGUCGAUGACGCAGAGGGGCCGCUCAAGUACAAGGGCGUGGUCUUCAACGAGAUGAAGGGCGUCUACUCGAGCCCGGACCAGCUCCACUACCGCGCCCUCAAAAAGGCGCUCUUCCGCGGCCACCCGAUCUACGCGAUCGACUCGGGCGGCGACCCGCGCUCCAUCCCGACGCUGACGUACGACGCGUUCGCCGACUUCCACCGCCGGUACUACCACCCCUCCAACGCAAAGAUCUACGUGUACGGCGACGAGGCCGAGCUGCCCACCGCAGAGCGCCUCGCGCUGCUCGAGUCGUGGCUCGCCGAGUUCGGCUCCUCGCGCGGCGGAGGCGACGAGCAGAUCCCGUGGCAGCCCGCAGAGCCGGAGCCGUACGAGGUGUCCGAGCCGUACCCCGUCGACGCGGCCGCGGCUGCCGCGCCGACGCAGUUUGUCACCCUCGGGUGGCUCUUCCCACCCAGCCCGCUCGAGCCGUCCAAGAAGCUGGCUUGGGGCGUGCUCAACGACUUGCUCCUUGGCAAGCCGAGCGCGGCGCUGCAGCAGCCACUGCUCGCCUCCAAGCUGGGCUCCGCCGUCGUCGGCGGCGGGUACGGCGCGUCGCUGCAGCAGGCCGCCUUCUCCGUCGGCCUCAAGGGCGUGGCUCCCGGCGACGAGGCGAAGGGGCGGGUGUCGGCUCUAAUCCUCGAGACGCUCGACUCGAUCGCCGAGAGCGGCUUCGAGCAGUCGGCGGUCGAGGCGUCGAUGAACACGAUCGAGUUCCGGCUGCGCGCGGCGUCCGCCUCGCCGAUGAAGGGCCUCUCCUUCAUGAUGGGCGCCCUCUCCGAGUGGGUGUAUGGGCGCGACCCGAUCGAGCCCCUCCGCUUCGAGGAGGCGCUCGCCUCGCUCAAGGAGGACGUCGCGCGGAGGGGCGGCGCGGUCUUCGUCGAGCUCCUGCGCGAGUCGGUGCUCGAGAACCGCCACCGCUGCACGCUCUCCCUCGUCCCCGAGCCGGAUCUCGGAGGCAGGCUGCAGGCGGCCGAGGAGCAGGAGCUGAGCGCCGUGCGCGAGCGGCUCAGCGCCGGCGAGCUCAAGGCGCUCGAGGAGGAGACGCGCGCGCUGCGGGCGGCGCAGGCCGCGCGGGACGACCCCGCCGACCUCGCCAAGCUGCCCACCCUGUCGACGUCCGAUUUGACGGCGUCCACAAAGUCCAUCCCGAUCGAGGUGGACGAGGUGGCGGUGGCGGGGGGCGGGCGCGCCACCCUCCUCACCCACGAGCUGCCCACCGACGGGCUCGUGUACCUCAACGUCGGCUUCGACCUCGCUCGCCUGCCCAUCGACGACGUGCCAUACGUGCCGCUCCUCUGCAGGAUGAUGUCCGAGCUCGGCACCGACACCCUCGACGAGACUGCCUUCUCGCGCACGGUCAGCGCUCAGACGGGCUCGCUCGGCGUCUCGACGAUGACGUCCGCCAAGCCGAGGCCGGGCGGCGCCGCCGGGUCACCCGACGAGGCGGUGGCGAUGCUGAUGCUGAGCGGCAGGGCUGUGGCCGACAAGGCGCCGCAGCUGUUCGACCUGGCGGCGGACAUGCUGGCGAGUACGCAGCUCGACAACGCAGAGCGCGCCGUCGCGAUGCUCAAGCAGUCCCUCGCCCGCGCCGAGGCGGCGGUCGUCUCGUCGGGCAACUCGUACGCCUCCGCGGCCCUCGCGGCGCGCUUCUCGCUCUGCGGCUCGGUCGACGAGAUGCUGGGCGGCGUCUCGCAGCUCCACACCCUCCGAGGCGCGCUCGAGCAGGCGCAGAGCGACUGGCCGGCCCUCCUCGCGCGGCUCGAGCGGAUGCGGUCUGCGCUCCUCUCGGCCGACGGCGCGGUCGUCAACUUGUCCGCCGACGAGCAGUCCCUCGCGACGACGGCCGCGCACGUGCCGCGCCUGCUCGGGCGGCUCCCCUCGGCGGCGGCGCCGAGCGACGGCGGCUGGGCGUGGUCGGCGGGGGGCGUGCUCGUGCCGUCGCACGAGGGGCUGCAGGUGCCGACGCAGGUGAGCUACGUCGCCAAGGCGCUCCCCAUCUUCCAGCCGGGAGAGAGGAUCUGCGGCUCAACUUCGGUGGUGUCGCGCUAUCUGCGCACGGCCUACCUGUGGAACACGGUGCGCGUCCAGGGAGGCGCGUACGGCUGCAACCUGGCCUUCAGCCGCCUCGACGGGCGGGCGACCUUCAGCUCCUACCGCGACCCGAACCUCGCAGCCACGCUCGAGGCCUACGACGGCACCGGCGCCUAUCUGCGCAGCAACCCUCUCGGGCCAAGCGAGCUGUCCAAGGCCAUCAUCGGAGCGGUGGGCGAGCUCGACGCGCCGCAGUCGGUCGACGCGCGAGGCGUCACCUCGAUGGUGCGCCACUUGCUCGGCGUGACGGAGGAGGAGCGGCAGAUUUGGCGCGACGAGGUGCUCGCCACGACCGCCGCGGAUUUUGUCGCGUUCGCCGACCGGAUCGACGAGGUGGCCGCCCGCGGGUCGGUCGCGGUCGUUGCGUCCGAGAGCGCAAUCGCCGAGGCGAACGUGGCGCUGCCAGAGGCGGCAAGGCUGCAGGCGAAGGCGGUGCUCUGA
Molecule: messenger RNA, 3129 nt
Organism: Emiliania huxleyi CCMP1516
Lineage: Eukaryota; Haptophyta; Isochrysidales; Noelaerhabdaceae
Product: peptidase M16
Exons: 4
Coding region: 1-3129 (1042 amino acids)
Biological process (GO): protein processing
Molecular function (GO): metal ion binding
Source: RefSeq, a predicted model, not a curated record